AUGUCGCUCCCGCUCCCACCGGCCUCAAACCUCCACGCUAUCCUUUUAGUGACCAAAUCGCGAUCCCUCGGGCCCCGACUCGUAUUCCACUACCCUCCGCUCUCCCCAUCAGCUGCCGCACUCGCCUCGAACAAAGCUCCAGCGUGGUUCGGCAACCAGACCUCGACCGGCAGCCUUGACGACUCGCACAGCAGCAGCAGCGACUGGGGCAGCAGCACCGAGAACGAAGGCGCCGACGAUGACAUCGAAGCCGGCAGCAGGACUAGCGGUGGACGAGGCUCAGGACGCACCAGUGCCAGCCACCGAGAUCGCGAGAAACACCGACCUAGCGCGGGGGGAGCCUGGGGGAGACAGGACAGUAUUGAUGAAGAGGACGCGGAUCUGGACGACGACGGUGGCAGGAAGACCAAUGGCAGCCGGAAAAAUCAAGGUGGCGACUACGAUUGGAAUACGGUGCUUGGUUUCAAGGUCGAUGCGCUGGAGAAGAUGCUGUGUCCUGCCAACAGGUCCUUCAAUAAGCGGAGGUUCGAGCUCGGCGUUGAGAACAUCGUCUUCGUUGGCGCGCCCAUGUUCGUGAGGGAGGACGGGCUGUGGAAGAAGGCGCGGCGAAAGAAGGACAAGCGUACGCUAGAGGAGAAACAGCAAGCAGAGAAUGCUUUAGCUAAUCUCCACAUUCGCCAUCCUGAUGAGAAGGUAGUCCAUCGCCGGGAAGGUAGUGGUAGCACCAGAACCGGAUCGUUCGUCUAUCCAGAAGGGUUUGAGCCAGGCUACGGACACGGCAUGAUCUCGGGCGCACCUUCUGGAGCAGUAUCCGAAGCUGGAUCAGAUACACGCAGCAACUCGACCACAGACAAUGGGCCUGACAUGACCAUGUUCAAUGUCGUCUUCGUCCUCAAUCCGCCAGCACUCGAGUACCAGCUGCGCGUCAAGUACAUGUACGAUAACGUCACGCGUAAGUACGCCAAAGCCCUUAAGCACGAACAGGCACGCUUUCAAUAUGUGUGGAAAGAAUCGAAGAAGAUUAUCAACAUCAAGCAGAGAGCGAAGGACAACGGUGACUCUCUCUCUAUGGCUUGGCACGAGAUCAUCAACACUUCACCCUUAGCAAAAUCAAUUGCAAUCAUGUUCGACGCUAUCUCAAAUGACAAGAUUGCCCAUAUUCACUUCGACGCGACAUUCAAUACCCCAUUCCAGAUUCCGCAGCCUGACUCCACACCCUAUCUCCCGAAUGCUUUGGAACCACAGAUGCCAGGCCUGUGGCUUACAACCUCAAAUGUCAUCAUCGAAGAAGACAACGACGCCCCAGUAGCCCAACACUCCGCGCUACUGCUCCUCGAGGACACGGAAACACUCGUCAAAGAACUCGAGGGUGACGCCAAAGGAAAUACUACAGCCAUCGCGUUCUACCUCCGGAACAUCGUUCCCACGAAAUCGCUGCAAAAGAUAUCCAUCAAACACAACAUCCUCGCACAACAUAUAGAGUACAUAGCCAGCCAUCUCGUGUACUGGCGCCGGGCACGCUUGAUCCCCCCCCUCCACCCCCGAGAUACUUACAUCUUGUCCCCAAACGCCGACAUGGGUGCUUUACAGGCCGCAAUUCCCGCUUACGCAACCCGCUUCCCAACGUCACCUCCUCUGUCAAAAAUGCUAAGCAUGUUAUCCGGAAAACCCCGGCCCUACCGAACUUUCAUUCCUACGAACGAGCAUCGCGAAGCAUAUAUGGACAUUCUUGCGUGGUUGAUGCGUGGUGGGUGGGUAACGCAACUUCGGACCUUCGCGUGGGUGCGCGUAACCGCUGAAAUCAAAGCCGAAGUCGCUCUCGAGUUAGAACGAGAAGCCGCGAUCAAGAAAGCAGAGGAAGUGCGUCGACAGGAAAUGUCUGACAAUGAUUCUCUAACAGAGUCAAUGUUUUCGGGGACGGAUAAGCGGUCUUCGUUCUUGUCUGCGAACAGAGAGAGAGAGAGAGACAGGCCGGGUACCCCAUUGAGGAGGAAUAGGAGGGAGAGGGAGAGGGAGAGGGAGUUGGAUGAUGAGCAAAUGGACGCUUCGACCAUCCUCUCCCCUCGGACGGCAUAUCGUGGUUCUCCGGCAAGGCCGGCGAGUGAUGCGGGGAGUACUAGUAGUAAUCGCACGACGAUUCCGCUGCCGAGUGUCCCUACUACAAGGCCGAUUUCGCCAUCUCAAGCGCAAGUUCAAGCGAAACCACAUCGCCCCUCUCCACUACAUUUGAAAGCGGCAUCCCCGAGUCGUGCGCAGAAUACACGUUCGCCAACGAAUGCUCACAAGCUGCAUCUCAAUACACACUCGCUAUCGCCAUCUCUUCCGUCACCACCGACAACCCCGCAAACAUACACCCCGAGCUUGGUUUCGUCCCCGCAAAAAGCAUCGUCACUUGAAGCGCGCUGGCUUGAGAAAAUCGGGCAGACAUUCCAAAUCCAACAUCCCCAUAUCGCUGACACUAACUCUGCCACUAACCCCGAUCCUGCCAUCCACGACGCAGUUGUAGGUGUUGGGCUAGGUGAAGAGAUCACCGAAAAUUGGCCGAUAUUACUCAAGUAUUUUGAUGGCAAGCAUGCGCUUGAGGAUAUCGCGGCUAGAGAAGGAAUUAAAAGGAAGAGGGUUUGGGGGUGGAUUACGGCGGUUAGGGAGGCGGGGUGGUUGGUCGUUGUUAGGCAUUGGUGA
This is a messenger RNA of Lindgomyces ingoldianus, 2682 nucleotides long. RefSeq lists its product as uncharacterized. Lineage: Eukaryota; Fungi; Ascomycota; Dothideomycetes; Pleosporales; Lindgomycetaceae. The transcript has a single exon. The record is from RefSeq and is a predicted model, not a curated record. Gene Ontology annotation, cellular component: GATOR1 complex. Bases 1 to 2682 code for a protein of 893 amino acids. Gene Ontology annotation, biological process: positive regulation of autophagy; TORC1 signaling; negative regulation of TORC1 signaling.